This is a messenger RNA of Anopheles nili, 2958 nucleotides long. RefSeq names its product proton channel OtopLc (gene OtopLc). Gene Ontology annotation, cellular component: membrane. The coding region runs from base 1 to 2958 and encodes 985 amino acids. Gene Ontology annotation, biological process: proton transmembrane transport. Gene Ontology annotation, molecular function: proton channel activity. The transcript has 8 exons. The record is from RefSeq and is a predicted model, not a curated record. Lineage: Eukaryota; Metazoa; Arthropoda; Insecta; Diptera; Culicidae.
AUGGACAGCUCCCCAGACCUGUCGCUGAAGCUGCGGCGCGGUUCGAGCGAUUCGCGCGAGUCCUUCUACAUGGACUUUGCCCAGGGCAUCGACUCCGACAUCGAGGACGUGGUGACGAUGACGUCCGGUGGUGCCGGAGGUCCCUCGCCCUGCUCCCUACCACCCGCGAGUCUCCCGGAAGUCGUCACGGUGCAGCCAACCGUUGGCAACACCGGCACCACACAAACCGCCAUCAUCCUCGAGGAGGCGGAUCCCCUUAUCGAGGAGGAGGAAGAGGAAGAGGAGGAGGAGGAGGAAGAAGAAAAGGAAGAGGAGGAUGAAGAAGAAGAAGAAGGCGAAGAGCAAGGCAAGGAGACCGCACCGGAGGGCCAACCGUCGGGGCCGGAAGUGCAGAUCCUGUCGCGAAGUGAUGGAGGCGAAAGUGGAGACCUGGAGGUGGGUGCCCUUCCAUGCUUCCCUUCACCGAUGCGCACCCUUCCCAGCGUGGCGCUGGCGGGGUUGCUUCCACCCCUACCAGCACUCGACAUCGACAUCGAAAGAGAGAUAGAUGUGCCGUCACAGCCCAUCAUGCCGUCACCAUCGGUGCCACAAAACGCCAUCGUGUCACCGGAAACGUUCAGCACACAUACAUCACCGGCCCCUUCUCUGCAACACCUGCCGGUAAUGCGUCCUGUCAGCCCACCUCAGCUGCCCAUACCGCCCUAUCAGGAACUGCACGCUCCAAUGCAUCCUCCAGCAGUACUGACGACGGGUGCGGACUAUCCCUCGUUGUCGUCUGUGCAAGAACUCGGAACAACCGAUGGUGAUGGUUCACGUAAUGGCUCUUCCUUGGGUAUGCAAAGCAAGACUCCGACUCAGCUUGGAUCGUCUUCUGCCUCAUCCUCGACGGCAUUUCAUCCACGAGCACUUCACACACCGACUGUUGGAUCCCGAGCCACUGGAGCAAUGGGGCCUGCUCCAGCUCUACUAGUGCCCUUGCCACUAUCGGGAUCUGGAGCCGUUUCUAGCCCAGUAGAAUCAGCCAUGGUAGCACAUAGGUCUGCUCAGCGACUCUCCCAGCAGUCCCUAGUGACCCCAGCGAGUGGAGGUGCUAGCCAGACGACAACGACUCAUCAACACCUCUCCGUGCUCUAUCACUCUCAUCAUCACCAUCUUCAUCCCAUUCUGACCACUAACAGGCGCCCAUCGCGACUUCCCGAACCGGUGUACUAUCCGCCUCCACGAGAGGUCAAACCUGGAGAAGCUCUCGCUACAACGCUAUCCGCGCUGUAUGGCAAGCUGCUUGUGGUCAUGGGUAUCGCAUUUCCGAUGGCUGAGGUUAUUUCUACGUACAUUCCGCCCUCUUUCUACGAGGGCUUCUACUUGUAUCUGUACAUCGGAAGCAUGAUGUUCCUGCUCUUUAUGUACACUACCUUACUCUGGGGCAAGCCGAAAAUACCACCUGCAUCUCCGGCCAAAAAGCAAGCGAUUGCGAGCACGAAGAAGGUAAUGCACCGCACUAGCACCACCUGCUCGACGGACAGCGGUGAACAGUCAGACAGUGAGGACGAAACGAUCAGCUCAAGCCCAAAGGUUCCGGUGCAGGCUCGCCGGAUGUCCUUGUCGGCAGGAGCGGCCUCUCGACUGCAGCACUUUGGCAGCUUCUACCUACGUAUGGGUGCGGUUGCAUUCGGCAUCGGCAGCAUGAUCUACUCCGGAUUGGAAUUCGGUCAAUACUUUGAGCUGGAGCGCAACACCAAGUGCCACAACGUGCUGCUCGCGCUGACACCGGCCACACGUAUGGCCUUCAUCUUCAUUCAGAUGUAUUUCAUUUUUCUAAACAACGAGCAAAUCAAGGUGUACCGCCACAAGAUCGUCGCCCGCUUCGGUUUGAUGCAUAUGAUCGGCACCAACCUAUCCGUGUGGUUUUCGGUGUUGAUCCAAGAAACGAAGCACGAGAUAUUGACGUUCUACAAUCCGGAAAACCGAACGCUUCGCAUUUCGCAUCGGUUGGGCAACAAGAUGAUGCCACAUCCAGUGGAGACGGUGGCUCACCUACGUGUGGCUCGAGGUCUAAAAGGUCCGCACAACAUCUUCGAGUGCCGUCGAUCAAACAUCAUCGGUACGUUGGUGCAGGAUGCAUCGCCCUUUCUGUUCCCGUGCACUAUCGAGUACUCGUUGAUCUGCGCUGCCAUCUUGUACGUGAUGUGGCGUAGCAUCAGUCGACCUCAGAAUGAGCAGCCCCAACGGCAGGAAAGUCUACAUCCACUCAAGCGUUCACCACACCACUACUCCGUUGAUUGUGCUGGAGCUCACAAAGGCCUGUUCAUCGGUAUCCUCAUUCUGGUGUUGACCAUUAUCUCGCUGAUCCUGUUCUUCGUGCUGAUCUCGCGACCAGAGUUCGUCAGCCUCGCCGUCACUGAGGUGAACAUCUGUGAGCUAACGCUCUACGGCACAACAACGGCGGCUACGCUCAUCGGGAUGUUUCAAGUGCGACACAUGCAGUACGACGCCUUCCGCAGCUUCAGUCUGGAUGACAUCCUAUUGGUUGGUGGACAGACCGGGUCGUUCUUGUAUAGCACGUUCACGGUGAUUGGAGGUCACUUCACAAUGCGACGGGACACCGUGUUGGUGUUGAUCACUGCACUUGCCUCGCUGGUUGAAACCGCCUGCCAGACGAUGUUCAUCUUGGACGCGAGUCGUCGAUCAGCAGCCACCCAAGAGCACAUCCGCAAGAAACCGGGCCGUGAGAUCGUCACUUUCCUGUUGGUGAGCAACCUCGCGAUGUGGGCGAUCAACACACUCGAGAAAAGCCGUGCCGAGUCGCACCCGAUCCAGCUGCAUUUCUAUGGACUUUGGGCGUGGACCAUUAUUACACACGUCUCGAUGCCGCUGGCUAUCUUCUACCGCUUCCACAGCACUGUGUGCCUGUGCGAGAUCUGGAAGCGUGCCUACAAGAUGAAACCAGCCUACAUGUAG